Rangifer tarandus platyrhynchus (Svalbard reindeer) is the source of this 2382-nucleotide messenger RNA. Lineage: Eukaryota; Metazoa; Chordata; Mammalia; Artiodactyla; Cervidae. The record is from the annotation of a GenBank genome assembly.
AUGCGCGUCCAGGCGCUUGUGCCUUUUGGUCCUUGGAGUUGGUGCCUGUUCCUAGCGACCCUCCACUGUUGUGGAGCAUCUUCCAAGUUGAACAGAUCCACAGAUUCCUCUGCCCAGCAUGAGCUUAAUGUUCGGUUUGCUGCUGCCAGCUCCCAGCCAGCCGAGACAAUAUCUGUCUUCACAUUGGAUUAUGACUAUGUGCAAAUUCCCUACGAGGUCACCCUCUGGAUACUCCUAGCAUCACUUGCAAAAAUAGGCUUCCACCUCCACCGCAGGCUACCCGGCCUCAUGCCGGAGAGUUGCCUGCUCAUCCUCGUGGGGGCGCUGGUAGGCGCGGUCAUCUUCGGAACCGACCACAAGUCCCCGCCGGUGAUGGACUCCAGCAUCUAUUUCUUGUACCUCCUCCCGCCCAUCGUCCUGGAGAGCGGCUACUUCAUGCCCACGCGGCCCUUCUUCGAGAACCUCGGCUCCAUCCUGUGGUGGGCGGGCCUGGGCGCGCUGCUCAACGCCUUCGGCAUCGGCCUCUCCCUCUACCUGAUCUGCCAGGUCCCGGCCUUUGGGCUGGGCGACAUCAACCUGCUUCAGAACCUGCUGUUCGGGAGCCUCAUCUCGGCCGUGGACCCGGUGGCCGUCCUUGCCGUGUUCGAGGAGGCGCGUGUGAACGAGCAGCUAUACAUGAUGAUCUUUGGGGAGGCCCUGCUCAAUGAUGGCAUCAGCGUGGUCUUGUAUAACAUCUUAAUUGCCUUCACGAAGAUGCACAAAUUUGAAGACAUAGAACCCGUGGAUAUUUUGGCUGGAUGUGCCCGAUUCAUCAUCGUUGGGUGCGGGGGUGUGUUUUUUGGUGUCAUAUUUGGAUUCAUUUCUGCGUUUAUCACCCGUUUCACCCAGAACAUCUCUGCGAUCGAACCCCUCAUCGUCUUCAUGUUCAGCUACUUGUCCUACCUCGUGGCCGAGACGCUCUACCUCUCUGGCAUCCUGGCAAUCACAGCCUGCGCAGUGACAAUGAAAAAGUAUGUGGAAGAAAAUGUGUCCCAGACCUCAUACACGACCAUCAAGUACUUCAUGAAGAUGCUGAGCAGCGUCAGUGAGACCCUGAUCUUCAUCUUCAUGGGCGUGUCCACCAUUGGAAAGAACCACGAGUGGAACUGGGCCUUUAUCUGCCUCACCCUGGUCUUCUGCCAGAUCUGGAGGGCCAUCAGCGUGUUUGCUCUCUUCUAUGUCAGUAACCGGUUUCGGACUUUCCCCUUCUCCAUCAAGGACCAGUGCGUAAUUUUCUACAGUGGUGUCCGAGGAGCUGGCAGUUUUUCCCUUGCGUUUUUGCUUCCUCUGUCUCUUUUUCCUAGGAAGAAAUUGUUUGUCACUGCAACUCUAGUCGUUAUAUAUUUUACUGUAUUUAUUCAGGGAAUCACAAUUGGCCCUCUGGUCAGGUAUCUGGAUGUUAGAAAGACCAAUAAAAAAGAAUCCAUCAACGAAGAACUCCAUACUCGUCUGAUGGACCACCUGAAAGCUGGAGUCGAAGAUGUGUGUGGGCAAUGGAGCCACUACCAAGUCAGAGACAAGUUUAAGAAGUUUGAUCAUAAGUAUUUACGGAAAAUCCUCAUCCGAAAGAAUCUGCCAAAAUCGAGCCUUGUUUCUUUGUACAAGAAGCUGGAAAUGAAGCAAGCGAUUGAGAUGGUGGAGUCGGGGGUUCUAAGUUCUACAGCCUUUUCCAUCCCCCAUCAGGCCCAGAGGACACAAGAAACCAAAAGACUUUCCCCUGAAGACGUGGAGUCCAUGAGGGACAUUCUGACACGCAACAUGUACCAAGUUCGACAAAGGACCUUGUCCUACAACAAAUACAACCUCCAGCCCCAGACGAGCGAGAAGCAGGCGAAGGAGAUUCUGAUCCGCCGUCGGAACACCUUCAGGGAGAGCAUGAAGAAAGGGCACAGCCUGCCCUGGGGAAAGCCGGCUGGUACCAAGAACAUCCGCUACCUCUCCUUCCCCUAUAGCAACCCUCUGCCAGCAGGCAGAGACGUGAAGAUGGCUGAAUUCACAGAUCACGACGGCAGUGACUCAGAACUCCCUCCCAUCACGUUCAACACACACUCUCCAGCGGAGUCGAUUCAGGAAAGACGAUGGACAGCUGAAGUCAUCCCGAUGAAGAGCUUACACAGAGCAGGGACGCCACCGCGCUUUGGUUAUCAAAGAAGCGCGAGCCGAGAAGAGCGCCUGGGCAGGGGCAGAAGGGCGAUUUUGAGGCCCAAACCGCUCUUUCACGCUGUGGAUGAGGAGUUCGAAUCUGAGGAGGAGGCCCCAGCAUUUGGGUCCCUACUGUCAUCGGAGCUCAGACCUGGCGGGGACUGCAACUUGUCCCACAGCCCUUUGCUCCAAAGGAAGUAG